This is a messenger RNA of Bactrocera oleae (olive fruit fly), 1186 nucleotides long. RefSeq names its product rhomboid 6 (gene rho-6). The record is from RefSeq and is a predicted model, not a curated record. NCBI's taxonomy places the organism in Eukaryota, Metazoa, Arthropoda, Insecta, Diptera, Tephritidae. Gene Ontology annotation, cellular component: membrane. Gene Ontology annotation, molecular function: serine-type endopeptidase activity.
AGUUGUGUGGCGGCGUUGUGGGUGCACGCGUCGCGGUGAACAUAAAAAUUUCUCAGUGCAAGUCAGCAAGGGGGGAAGACAAAGAGCAAUAGCUAAAGUCAAUUCAUCAUUAUCGCGCUGAUAAGCUAGACCAUUAGGGAAGCUGAUAGCCGCGCAGCGCGUUACUACAUUGCAAAUCUCAACUUGAACUUGACUGCGUUCGUAUCGCUACAAUGACCGCAAAUAAAAUGCGAAUGAAGAGCACCAUUGCCGCAUGUUGCAAAUGUGGCAGCGAAAAGCAACGCAGUGAUGGUGAACGCACAAGUGAGGAAGGGCACGCGUGUCUGCCACCAAAGACUGCUUCCACGCUGGCGACUGAGCAGCUACUUUUGCCAAACGCCCUAACGCCGGUCGCGUCAAUUGCUUCCGCUGAUUUAGCGAAGCGCGAGCAUACAUAUUUGUGGCGCAUGCCAUGGUUCCUUACCGUUAUGUCGUGUGUGCAGCUAACCGUCUACUUCAUCGCCAAUGACUGUCUCACUCAGCGUUUGAUGCUAAUUCCUGGACAUCCCUACGAAGUCUGGCGCUACUUCACCUACACUUUACUACAUUCCGAUCUCAUGCAUCUGCUAUUGAACGUGUCAUUACAGUGCCUAAUUGGCUUUUGUUUGGAGAGCGAGCAGAGUCACUGGCAAGUGGCCAUGAUUUAUGCUGCGGGAGGAAUCUCUGGCUCUUUAAUCACCACAUAUUCUCAGCCAAAGUUGUCGUUGCUGGGCGCAUCGGCCUGCGUUUACGCGCUGCUGACCAAUCAUGUGCCGCAUCUGGUAAUGAAUUUUCGUCAACUGCCUUACCGUUAUCUGCGCAUUGCGUCUCUACUGAUUUUGUGUCUCACGGACGUUACGCUCACAGUGUACCAUUUUCUGGUCAAGCACAAUUUGAACCCGCGUAUUUGUGUGGAGGCUCACAUUGCCGGCGCUUUGGCCGGCCUCUGCUUCGGUUUUCUGCUCUCCACCGUGAUCAGACGUCAUUAUGCCACCUACUACUGCUUGCUGAGUAUAUGAAAUGAAUAUAACAAUAUAUGAUAUAUUUCAUUGUAUAUGCGAACAUCAGUUUAGGUAAUCAUUCACGAUAUAAUAUCGAAAUUUGAGGCCGAAUAGCAUUAGACUUCAUUAGUAUUCCGUGCGAAUAAACUAUUUUUACAAUUUCAAAA